Molecule: messenger RNA, 1026 nt
Organism: Tyto alba (common barn owl)
Lineage: Eukaryota; Metazoa; Chordata; Aves; Strigiformes; Tytonidae
Gene: DKK1
Product: dickkopf WNT signaling pathway inhibitor 1
Exons: 4
Coding region: 1-711 (236 amino acids)
Biological process (GO): negative regulation of canonical Wnt signaling pathway; multicellular organism development
Cellular component (GO): extracellular region
Molecular function (GO): co-receptor binding; receptor antagonist activity
Source: RefSeq, a predicted model, not a curated record
AUGCGGGGGCUGGUGGCGCUGCUGGCGGCGCUGAGCUGCGCGGCCCCGGCGGGGCGGGCGGCGUCUCCCGGGGGGGCCCUCAGCUCCAACGCCAUCAAGGGACCCCCCCCCGGGGCGGCGGCCGAAGCCAGCGCCGCCCCCGCCUCCCCCUUCGACGGCAGCAACAAGCCACCGCCGGCUGCCACCCGGCAGCCUUUCCCCUGCGCCGAGGACGAGGACUGCGGCCCCGAGGAGUUUUGCGGGGGGGCGGCCCGUGGCGGGGGUGCCCCGCUCUGCCUCGCCUGCCGGAGACGCCGCAAGCGCUGCCUGCGCGACGCCAUGUGCUGCCCCGGCACGACCUGCAGCAACGGGCUCUGCACCCCCCCGGAGCCUCCCCACGGAGCUGCCGAGCUGGAUGACAUCGGCACCGAGGCUCUGCCCCGACGGACACCCGCUCCCGCCUGGCUCCCCACUGCCAAAGGUGAGGAGGGGGACUUCUGCCUGCGCUCGUCGGACUGCGCGGCCGGGCUCUGCUGCGCCCGUCACUUCUGGUCCAAAAUCUGCAAGCCGGUGCUGCGGGAAGGGCAGGUGUGUACCCGGCACCGGCGGAAAGGCGCCCACGGCCUGGAGAUCUUCCAGCGGUGCCAGUGUGCCGAGGGGCUGGCAUGUCGCCUCCAGCGAGAGCACGGCCCCGCUGACACCUCCCGCCUGCACACCUGCCAGCGGCACUGAGCAUCGCCUGCCCGACGGACGGACGGACGGACAGACAGGACGGGACGGACUCCGGCACCGCCGGAGCGGAAGGUUGUUUCUCAAGGGAACUACUUUUAAGCAACUAAUUGCAGUACGUUACUGUGUUGUGAAUACUCGAGCUGGCACUUAGCUGUACAUAACGCCGGGACUUUUUAAUGACUUAUUUUUUUUCCGAGGGUGCUGCCUCGUGCUCUUCAAGCCGUGACUGUGACUUUGUACACACUGGGUUUUUAAAUCUAGGUCAAAGGGACGCGACCAUCUGUUUGCGGGUGAAUAAACUGGUCUUUAAAAUCA